UAUUGUAUUGGAUUCCACUUGUCAUUAUUUUUCAUUUUGGGUUUAUGCAUAGCGGGUGAAACGGCGCCAUCUCUUGGUGGUUAGCCGCGAUAAGGGUAGUGGACACAGGAACCUCGUUGCCAGUGUAUGGGAGAAGAGCACGAGGUGCUGUACCCGAUGAUGAGCCCAUGAUUCUGACCAGUACAUGUUCCGUUUCAUGCAGGUAUUUAUUUCAUGAUAUUGUAUUUUAUUUCAAUAUAAAUGUAUUAGACCUCGUUGCCAGUGUAUGGGAGAAGAGCACGAGGUGCUGUACCCGAUGAUGAGCCCAUGAUUCUGACCAGUACAUGUUCCGUUUCAUGCAGGCAGAUAAAGUCAGCAUUCAUCUCAUCCUGUCUCCUGAUUGUCAUUGAACACAACGCAGACACAAACUAUACGACGAAUGGAAACACAGAACUGGGUUAUGAUUAUUUGGACCGAGCUGAAUUAAUACACGGCCAAGUUCAGCACGGUUACACUGGUGCCGUGACCCGUUCUUCAGCUGCGUCGGCGCGGGCUGAGUCUACUUCCCGGAGCGCUCGCAUCGGAGUACCGGGGCUGCGUCUACUUCCUGGAGCCGCUCGCUUCGGAAGUGCCUCAGAUUCGGGACAGCUGUGUGGACUCUUUACCGCUUUGGCGGUGUGGCGGUAAUUUGUUUAGUAAAUGCAAAGCUAUUUUUAACCCUUUGUACCGUUGUUUGGAGCUGUUUGUGGUUUUAUGAGUGGCAGCACUGUCGCCAUUGACCGCAAAAUUUUUUUUUGCUCUCUCUACCUCAGUGAAGGAGGGGCGUUUUGAGACGCAACUAUUUUGAGUGUAUUUAUUUUGUGGAUGAUUUCUGUUGCCCUAUUCUACUUUGUUGACCUGAUGGGGAUGCUUUUGUUCCCCUGUAUUUGAGUUGUAUGUGCUUUAUUUUUUUGUUAUUUUUGACUGUUUUUUUGCUGUUGUUGGUAAAGUGUUGAGUAUGGCAGGCAAUUUUUUUGGUAGGGGGAGAGGGUUUACCCCUAUGCCUGCAGCUGCUAGAGGGAGAGGUGUGCUUUUGUACACUCCAGAUUCAUCCUCACCAAUACCAAGUUAUGCAGGUUUGGGUGGAAAUGUUAAUGACACUCUUGAUGCACCACAAAGUGAUGUUAAUGAUAAACGUUUGGGUGAUAUAGCUUCACAGAUUGGAAUUUCUAUUGGUGAAAGUAUUGCAUCUUGCAUUGAAACCCGCCUUAAUAAUACACUGUGUUCAGGAGUAGUUGGGGGUACAGCUAAUGAGUCUGCAAUGUUAAAUGUCAUUGUUCGCCCUGAUGUUAAAGAACCUGUGAGUUUUACAGGGGAUCAUGACUCAUGUUCAGUCCAAGAGUGGGAAGUCAUGAUGUUAUCCUAUUUGAAAAAGAAGGGCAUCCCUGUGGCUGAACAAGCUGAUGAAGUAGUAUCUAAGCUUGUGGGGAGGGCACAUGAAGUGGUUAAAGUGGGCAUACGCAGUAAGCCAGUUUUGAAUCUGCGUGAAGGACCUGAGCCCAUUUUUGAGUUACUGAAGCAACACUUUAGUGAUACUAUGUCCUCCAGCUUGCCCUUAGCUGAUUUUUAUGCUACUGUGCCCCAUCCUGACGAGCACCCCUUUGACUAUUGGCUGAGACUUAAUAAAGCUCUGGAUGUGACAGAGGACUCUCUAAAGAGACAAAAUAAGGCUUUUGACUAUCUGUCACGUGACUUAGCUGCCAUGUUUAUCCAGAACUGUCCUGAUCCUGAACUGUCGCUCAUAUUCAAGUGUAGACAGCUGAAAGAAUGGACAGUUGCAGAAAUUCACGAGAAGCUCGUUGAACACUGCAGAGCUCGCAAGCGACUAUCCAAACACAGUGUGACCAAUGUUUUGCCUUCUCAGCAACAGGAGGUCACCACUUCUAUGCAACGUGCGACACUCACAAGUGCGAUUGUGCCUGCGGCUGCUGUUGUGUCGCCACCUGCUGGACAGGCAGCCGAGAGCUCCCCGGACCGCCUGGACCAGGUCAUCACUCUGCUCGAACGUGUUCUGGAGCAGCAGCCACAACAGUACAAGUUUCAAAAAUUCAAGAAGUGCAACAUGGCAAGAGGCUGCCUCUGCUGCUUGAAGUAUAUGAUGUUCAUCUUCAAUCUCAUCUUCUGGUUAUGUGGCUGCGGGCUGCUCGGUGUGGGCAUCUGGCUUUCGGUGUCUCAGGGCAGCUUCGCCACCUUCUCACCCUCAUUCCCUUCACUGUCAGCUGCCAAUAUGGUCAUUGCCAUCGGCGCCAUCGUCAUGGUAACAGGUUUUCUCGGUUGCCUGGGUGCCAUCAAGGAGAACAAGUGCCUGCUUCUGAGCUUCUUCAUUGUCCUGCUGAUAAUUCUUCUGGCGGAGGUGAUAUUGCUCAUCCUGUUCUUUGUCUACACAGAUAAGGUGCGUGAGAAUGCCAAGCAAGAUCUCAAGGAUGGGCUGGCUCUCUACAACUCGGAAAACAACAUAGGCCUGCGAAAUGCCUGGAACAUCAUCCAAGCAGAGUGGAAGUGCUGCGGAGUUAUAGCAUACACCGACUGGCACGAGGCUCUGAAGGAGAAGGCAGUUCCUGACCGCUGUUGCCAGGAGCACUACCAAAACUGUGGGCGUAACUCCACCAACAUGUUUUGGAACAGGGGCUGCUUCGAGAAAGUGGAGGGAUGGCUGGAUGACAAUAAGUAUCUGCUUGGAACCAUAGGCAUGGUCAUCUUGGUAGUGGAGCUCCUGGGCAUGGCGUUCUCCAUGACAUUGUUCCACCACAUUCACAGAACAGGAAAGAAGUAUGACGCUUAGCCUUGGGAGAAGCACCAAAUGGAGAGGAGUCCCAGUGCUUGAUGGGAUAAGACUCUGGUUUAAACAUUUAUGCUUUCCCCUUAGCAUCCUUUGACCCCUUUCCAGAUCAUCUGUACAGAUUCCAGCUGCUCUGUUCUGCUGUCUCCUCUCACCAUUCAUUUUGCCAAAGAGUAACACAACUGGAAGAGAAGAGGCACCUACUUUUGGCAAGAAGGAGAAUCCCAUAUGUUGUCCCUCCUCGAGUUUACGUGUUUUUGUUUUUUUUGUCUUUUUUGAACUAACCAAUUGCUGGAAGGAAAGACAGACUCUGAGACAAUGAAGAAUUUACUAAUGCCCAAACAACCCCCUUGGGGGGGAACCCAUGAAACUGACAAAUACCUCCACCUCUUGUGGAGCUUUUUCCUCAUGCUUAUGAAAUUCUAGCCCUGUUUUUUUUUUUUUUUUUCCUUGUAAAUGAAAAAGAUCCAACAUGGCAUGCUAGUUUUCUACUUCACUGAUUUUAGCUUUGACAUUGAAAUGUCAGAUGUUACAAUUUUUUUUAAAUUUCUUGUUUAUUUGUUAGAUUUUUUUGUAAGUAUGUCAUCCUGUGGAAUGUAAGUGUUGAACAGAUCAGUGCAAUGAGUUCUCAGAUGUGCAGCGUGUAUAUGUGUGGGGUUGGAUUUGUGGUGACGUUGUUGAAGAGGGGCAAAGACAUGUAAGGAUGCAGAGGUUUAGGUAAAAUGAGCUUGAUGGACGAGCGCCAUGAGGAAUCAUCAGUGGAUUAAUUUUAUUCCAAAUUCUGCAGUAUCCUCUGAAUAAUAAACUCUAAUAGACAAAUUUGGCUGUGAACAAACUCACACACACACACACACACACACACAUACACAUAUACAUCUUGUGCUGCCACAUAGCAGCAUACCAUUCCCUGUUAGACAAUACAAAUGGUGUAAAAUGGCUGUUUAUUAGGGCUCCAGCAGCACUGUCAGCUGUAGAGAUCUAGGUGAUAAAGUCUCUCCUUCAAAGAAACAGACUGGGUUGUGUAUGUGCAUGCUUUUUUAUCACAGUCUAGGCUGCAGAGGGAAAAAAAAAACCACAGAGAAACACUUAGAAGCAAGGGCAGGAUGGGGCAAAAACAGAGCAGACACGUUGUCUCGUUUCUGCUAUCAAUAGUGUUAACAGUGGUGGAUUCUAGCCUUUCUGUAUUGAAGAUCUCAUCCAUUCACUACGCCCUCCCCGUGCUUUCUCUUUGUGGCUGCCAACUCACCCCUGCCUCCAUCUUUUCUUUUUCACUCUAAUUUUCUUUCUUUGUGUCAGACAGCAAUGAGUCUCAUGCUCCAUUCGUACACAAAGUGCUUCUGCUGACAUUCCUGCUCAUCGCACGUUUACACCUCCGGUUUGCAACCCCUCCGAUUUCAUUCAGGCAUCGUUUUCUUGCAGCAAAGGGAGGUGGAGGAGGUGGGAGUGUAGCCAGAUCAAAGCUCAGACAGAUAGGUAUGGCAACAUGCCCUGUAGGACACAUCAGUUUAUGUCUGUUUACAGCUGCAUUCACUGCAGGAGGCCAGAGUGUCAGCCUUCCUCCUGAAGACUGAAAAUAUUCCAUCUGCUGUGGCAACUUCAAGAAAUGCCCUCCAGUGCAUCUGCUCUAGGCUUCAAACUCUCUAAAGAGGCUGCGGUAUAAAGAACUAGCUUACUGUUAAAGGAUCAUUUCGAUUUUUUGGAAUCAUGAGGUUAUAUUCAAUUGCGACGCUGUACUUUACAGAGUACUUACACUGUUUCUACAUUGUUUACCCAUCCGAGAGGAAUUAAGUAUUGUGCUAGUUAGGUUAAGUCCUCAUGCACAACUAGCCGAGCCGAGUUUGGUUACCGCGGAAGCUGCCAAUUAAACCUUUACGAGUGGUUGCAUUCUGAAUUGUAUCCUACAUUAGAGCUGCAAUUCAAUUUGUUGCUUUGGAUGAAGCCUUGAAACUCAAACGCUGUUCAUUUCUGCUACAUGAGCUAACAAAGAAAAUAGCCCGCCGAGAUUUACUCAUUAGAUGUCUCCCUGAUCUGAGAGAGUGUUUGAAAUCAUUGUUGGCAAUUUAUUUUUUAAUUGGUUUUAUGAUUUCUUAAUCAGAGGUGCAGCUUUAGGAAGAAAAAAGGGGAAUUCUUACAACAGGAAGCAAGAGAUUUGUGCUGUUAUGUUUAGUGACCCUGCUGGGUGUGAUACACUGUCUGACCCCAUAUGCUCCAGCUCUUCCUGUUGUGUCCACGGGGGAAACAUGACAGCUGCUGAUGUACAGCGCAGGCACAAGUGGUCACAUUACCUCUGCUUGGCUGCCUCCACAAACUCUACCCAUCCCUUAUUUACUGCCUCACUCUGCAGACACCUGGCGCUAUACGGUAGCUGGCGGCCCCGACACUGUAGAAAUACAUUGUGCUUUGGACACCUUAAGGCACUUAUAUACCCAGGACAGGUUACUGGAGGAAUAGCUGAAACAGUUUUGUAAAUCAGGCUGUGCUGUAUCCUUACUGCAAAAGAGGAAGUUUAUAGGAAAGCCAAAAUGGCCACACAUGUAACAGAAAGCAUGAGAAUGCAGAAUGGUGGAAAUAAAAGAAAUCCAUUGUGAGGUCAGAACCUCAAUGUAACUGUUUGCUCCCCCAGCUGAUCUGACUGUGCCGACAUUUUCUUCUUUGUGUGGAAUCCUUUCCCCGUUUUCCAUGAUUAUUUCAGAGUAAAUGUUACUUUGUGUUUGUAAUAUGCAGGGAUGAAUGCCAUUUUAACAGAGGCUGUUUAAUUAUGUUAUUUUUGUACAUUUUUGCUGUUUUAAUGUUUGUUUUUUAUACAACAUGCAGUUGAUUUUCUUGUUGUAGGUUCUGUUUUUUUUUCUUCAUUUGUGUGACACCAUUAAGGAUAUUUUUUUCUUAGAGGAUUAGUCUUUGCAGUGUUCCACUACAACAUGCAAAAAUGCCUUUUCUGUCUUUCAGUGAUACAGGCGGUUAAAGCAAUUAACUUAGAAAAAAAUAGAAGAAAAAUCUGGCAUACAGUGUCAGGGAAACUCCACAAAAGACAUACUGCGCUCUUGUCAUUGUGCUUCUUUGUAUUAAGAUCAAAUUUAAUUGAAUUAGGACGUGCAGUUAUAAUCUGCAAUAUCUCUUAAAACUGCCAGUGUAAGACCCAUUUUGUAUUCUUAGAGCAUGAACUGUUAGAUGACUGUACCACAGAGUUAGAUGAGUAUACAACAGAGUUCAUGUCACCAGUAUAUCAGCGCCGUAUGAUAGCUCAAGAUGUAAAUAUGCCCAUUUUCCAACUGAUGUAACUUACUGUUAUACCUCUGCCACUUCACCUAACAUUUACAUCCGCAGUCUAAUUGUCGAACAACCCAUGCCCUUUUGUGCUCAUUUAGACACUUGUACUGUAUGUUAUCCAUUUUUCAUGUUUGCCAGUUUUCCUGCCUGUUUUAGUUUCAAGCACCAGUGUAAGUGUUAAGGAAAUUUGUGUUUUGUCAGUACAGUUCUCAUAUUUUUUUGGCUGCGUUUUCAUCUUUUAGUAAAACAUUUUUUCAUAUGAUUUUUUUAUAUAUUUUUUGAAGGAAUUAUAAAAUAUUCCCUCUCAUCCAUGGAAACACUCCCAGUAAGCCACGGAAAUGGUGAAGGAAGGAUGCACAUGCAGUAAUUGGGUUUUGUCUGCUGUGAAGAAUUCUGAACAUAGAAACUGUUUGUUUGUUGUUGGGUUUUUUUCCUUUUCUUUUUUUUUUUUUGCCACCUUCGACAUAUUAUUUCUGUAAUCUGCUCCUAAUCCUUCCCCCUCCCCGUGCCGAAGCUGAAUAUGUGAGCAGUGGAAAUGUAUGCUCUAGAAAUGGUGUGUUUGAUGUUGUGUUCUGCUGGGUGGCACUAUCAGAUACCUGCCAACCUUGUCCUGUGGAGUUUUCUGCUACACGUGAAAGCACUCUGAAUAUCUAUACUCGCUGGUGCACUACUUUCUCUUUACUCGCUAAAUCGACUAUUUUUUAAAUAAAGGAAAGAGUGUCGGAAAAAUU
Archocentrus centrarchus (flier cichlid) is the source of this 6795-nucleotide messenger RNA. It is a transcript of the gene tspan9a, whose product is annotated as tetraspanin 9a. The record is from RefSeq and is a predicted model, not a curated record. The transcript has 9 exons. The coding region runs from base 977 to 2800 and encodes 607 amino acids. NCBI's taxonomy places the organism in Eukaryota, Metazoa, Chordata, Actinopteri, Cichliformes, Cichlidae. Gene Ontology annotation, cellular component: plasma membrane.